GUAUCAAAAAAAAAAAAACAAAAAACAAAACAAAAGUCCGCUCUUCUCCCAACUCACGUUCUAUUUCGUUCUUUUCGCGUUAUCGACGAUCGGUCUAGAGAUCUGUCUUCCCCGUAACAGACUUGAGGGUGCAAUUUGAGCAUGGCAACCAAGUAUAUCAUUUCUGCUGUAAUAGCAUCAUUUGGAGUUGCGUGGAUUUGUGACACUUCUGUUUCUGACUCAAAGAUGUUUGGAGGCACUACCCCCAAAACAGUUUCAACUAAGGAGUGGUUUGAAGAGACUGACAAAAAAAUCCAGGCAUGGCCUCGCACUGCUGGUCCUCCGGUGGUUAUGAAUCCCAUAAGUCGCCAGAAUUUCAUCGUCAAGUCCCGCUCUGAUUCUUGAAGAAUUUUGUGGUUGGUUAAAUCUCAGUCAUAAACUACGAGAUUCUUGCAGCGCAGUUUAUUUUUUUGGCAAUUAAAUUUAUUUAAAAAUAAAUAAAUGUUGAUGAAUAGAUCAAUCAUGAAUAGAUUGAUACAUUUCCCCUCGGAUCAAGAUUUUAUGAGCUGUUUGAAGAGUGAAUAUAAGAGUGUUUAUUUUAA
Molecule: messenger RNA, 581 nt
Organism: Prosopis cineraria
Lineage: Eukaryota; Viridiplantae; Streptophyta; Magnoliopsida; Fabales; Fabaceae
Exons: 3
Coding region: 142-384 (80 amino acids)
Source: RefSeq, a predicted model, not a curated record